ACAGUUUCCAUCUGCAUUCAACUGCAGAGAAUAAGAGCUCCAGCAAUAUAUAUCGCUAGAGAGAGAAAGUAAGGAGGGAGAGAGAGAGAAGAGAGAAUUAUUGGUCGUGCAGCAACCUCCGUGAAUUCGAGCUCCCUUCACUCAGUGGAUUGUUCUGGUCUCAAUUGAGCCGAUUCAAUGUGAUUGAAAUCGUGACGGGGCUGAUUAUUGAUUGGAAAUUCGUGAAGAUUGCCUGUCUGCGUGCAUCAUUCAGCAUUAUGACAUCUUCCGUUCACAGCCUUUCAGAUAAUAGUGAGGCUGAUGAACAACAAAACCACACAGAGUCUUACCUCCAGCCCUUGUCUCCAGCAAAAGGGAUGUGUGCUACUGGUAUUGCAUCACCAGGAAUGCCCUAUGCACCACCUGCUCAAGUUGGAGUUGGAAAUGUAAUGGCGCAAACAGCUUACCCAUAUCCUGACCCGUACUACAGGAGCAUAUUUGCUCCUUACGAAACCCAGCCUUAUCCAGCGCAACCUUAUCCUGCGCAGCCUAUGGUACAUUUGCAAUUGAUGGGAAUUCAGCAAGCUGGUGUGCCAUUGCCCACAGAAGCAGUUGAGGAGCCUGUCUUUGUUAACGCAAAGCAAUAUCAUGGCAUCUUGCGUCGUCGCCAGUCUCGUGCUAAGGCUGAAUCAGAAAAUAAACUAUCCAAGCCUCGAAAGCCAUAUUUGCAUGAAUCUCGGCACUUGCAUGCACUGAGGCGAGCUCGAGGAAACGGGGGUCGAUUCCAGAAAAAAAACGACAACCUGAAGAAGAAAGAUGUUGAAUCUAGCGAGAAGUAUCGCGACAGUAUCAACCUCAACGGCGAAAAAGAUGCCCCCCAAAGAGCGCCCUCAGAAGAUGUAGCUUAAACAGGUCGAAACGAAAGUAGCUCAGUCGAAACUAUCUCGUGUGAAUUUGGCAGAUUCAUUAAGAUGAUGGUUCAUAGAUAUUUAAGUCAUAGUUUCGUGUGUGUACAUUCAGUUUAUAGGUUUUUUGUAGGGAGCGUUUCAGCAGAAUGUGAAUUUCAGGUUGCUGUGCCA
Molecule: messenger RNA, 1058 nt
Organism: Salvia hispanica
Lineage: Eukaryota; Viridiplantae; Streptophyta; Magnoliopsida; Lamiales; Lamiaceae
Product: nuclear transcription factor Y subunit A-7-like
Biological process (GO): regulation of DNA-templated transcription
Cellular component (GO): CCAAT-binding factor complex
Molecular function (GO): DNA-binding transcription factor activity; DNA binding
Source: RefSeq, a predicted model, not a curated record